GGAUGUUUUUUUCUUUUUCUCUUGAAAAUGAAACAAAUUUUCAGAAUAUUCAUCAUUAUUUUGUUAAUAGAAUCAACAUUGAUUCUUGUAGAAUGUCGUCGAAUUCGUCUUGGUCGUAUGAGACCCGGAUUAAUUUCAAUGAAUCGUCAUAUGUCGACUAUAUUUACACAUCAAGAACCAACAGUAAAAUCGAAUGAUAAUUCAACAUUGAACGAUACGAAAAAUUCAACAUCAAUCUAUAGUGAAUGGUCAAGUUGGUCAAGAUGUCGUAAACGUUGUAAACAGAUUCGUACAAGAAUCUGUAUUCAAUCGGAUCAAUGUCAAUCAAAUAUUCAAAAAGAAGAACGUAACUGUACAGGUGAUCGUUGUCGAUCAAAUUCAUCAUUACCUGCUCAUCAUCAUCAACAUAAUCAUCACCAUAAUCACCAUCAUCAUAAUCAUAAUCAUCAACAAUCAAUACAACCAAAUAAUAAUGGACGUGGUCGUAGUACUGAAUUCAAAGUACUUUAUCAUUUACAAAGUUAUGUUUAUUCACAAUGGUCAAAAUGGUCACCAUGUACUGAACAUUGUCAAACAAGACGUUAUCGUACAUGUGAAAUGAAAGAAAUUUGUGGUAAUAGUACAAUACAUGAAGAUGCUAUUUGUGCAAAAAAAGGUAGUAAUUGUGAAAAAUAUUUUAAAUCCAAAGAAGAAGAACAACAAGUACAAGGACAACAAUAUGAUCUGGAUGGAUCAUCAUCAUCGACAAAUACAAAUUCACAAUAUAGACAAUCAAUAAAUGAAAGUCGUUGGAUUAAUGAUGAAACUUGUGGUCAUUCAUCAAUACGUAAUGAUCUAGCAAGUAUGUUACGUAUAAUUGGUGGUCGUGAAGCAAAUAAAGGUAAAUGGCCAUGGAUUGUUGCCAUUUUAAAUCGUAAUCAUGAAGCAUUUUGUGGUGGUACAUUAAUUACAUCACAAUUUGUUAUAACAGCAGCACAUUGUGUAAGACGUCGUCUUUAUAUUCGUGCUGGUGAACAUGAUCUAAUGAUACCGGAAGGUUCUGAACAACAAGAACAAGUAUCAUCAUUAUUUGUACAUCCAGAAUAUGAUCCAGAUACAGUUGAUAAUGAUAUUGCUCUAUUAAAACUUCGUCGUCCAUUGCAAAUGAAUCGUUUUGUAUCACCAAUUUGUCUGCCAACCGAUCAAGAUAUUCUACCAACAAAUAGUCUUGGUACAAUACUUGGUUGGGGUAAAAGAAAAAAUUCAGCAAUGUUUGGUAGUGAUGUAUUACAUCAAGCACAAGUACCAAUAGCUGAUAAUGAUGAUUGUCGUAAUGUUUAUAAAGAUAAAUAUAUGAUAUCCGAUAAUAUGGUUUGUGCUGGUUAUAAAAAAGGUAAAAUUGAUAGCUGUGCUGGUGAUAGUGGUGGUCCAUUAUUGUUUAGUAAAAAAUCAUCAACAACCGCAACAACAAUGGAUACAAAAUGGUUUCUAUAUGGAAUAACAAGUUUUGGUGAAGGAUGUGGUAAAAAAAAUAAAUAUGGUAUUUAUGCAAAAGUACCGAAUGUUGUACAAUGGGUACGUAAAACUAUUAUGGAAAAUUUGGAUUAAAACAUCAUCAACGCGACAUUAUUAUUAUGAAAAUAAAACCCUGUGAUAAAAAACAAUUGUCAUUUUGCCACCCAAU
Messenger RNA from Dermatophagoides pteronyssinus (European house dust mite), 1663 nucleotides. RefSeq lists its product as uncharacterized. Gene Ontology annotation, molecular function: serine-type endopeptidase activity. Gene Ontology annotation, biological process: proteolysis. The record is from RefSeq and is a predicted model, not a curated record. Lineage: Eukaryota; Metazoa; Arthropoda; Arachnida; Sarcoptiformes; Pyroglyphidae.